AUGCUCGAAAGGUUGGUUCGGUGCGACGCAGCAAGUCUAGGUGUGCCUUGCACCAAUUGCGUAGCUUUCUCUAUCGAAUGUAAAAUCCCAACGCCAAAGCGGAAGAAGCAUCAGGGAAAAUUAUUCAAAGAUGGGAUCAGCGAUGAGCGACCAGAUACUGGGAGCGGAGUCAGUGUCGACAGCACGCAAGGCGCCAAAACAGUAGAAGGAAUGCCCGAGACUAGCUUAACCGAGGCUCAGGCUGCCCAGCAAGCUUCCCACAACGCCUCGUAUGCCCAAUUCAUGAAACCGAAAUUCGCUCGCGCCCCCAUAAAGGAAGCUGGGAGGGUAGCAUACCUUGGAGAAUCGUCGAACCUUUCACUACUUGUCCAUGACCGUCACGGUACUACUGAUGUUGUACAUUAUCCGCUACCGGACGGGAUAAGAGGCUCGCGCGCACGACUGACAGAGUUAGAUAAUUUGGAAAUCGACAUCCUGCAUCAGAGGGGCGCAUUCCUACUCCCACCCCGGGCUCUAUGUGACGAGCUCGUAGACGCGUACUUCAGAUGGGUUGCGCCUGUUGUGCCCAUCAUUAAUCGCAGCCGUUUCAUGCGCCGUUAUCGAGAUCCCAAGAACCCGCCCUCGCUUCUGCUUCUGCAAGCUAUUCUUCUCGCUGGGUCGAGAGUCUGUAUAAAUCCCCAGUUGAUGGAUGCGAAUGGAUCGACUACGCCCGCAGCUAUGACUUUUUAUAAACGAGCAAAGGCCCUUUAUGAUGCUAAUUACGAAGACGACCGCGUUACCAUCGUGCAAGCGUUGGUUCUAAUGGGCUGGUACUGGGAAGAUGUCACUAAAAAUGUCUUCUAUUGGAGUAGAGUUGCGACUGUUGUUGCCCAGGGAUCUGGAAUGCACCGAAGCGUGGAAUCGUCCCAGCUAAGCAGACCAGACAAGCGGCUAUGGAAACGGAUAUGGUGGACACUCUUCACACGGGAUCGAUCCGUUGCCGUCGCGCUUGGGCGUCCCGUAAACAUCAACACUGACGACUCCGACGUGGAGAUGCUUACAGAGGAUGAUUUCAUCGAGGAUGAGGUCGACAGCGUCGCUGAAUACCCGCCCGAUCCUAUCCACGUUCAGUUCUUCCUCCAGUAUGUGAAGCUCUGCGAGAUUAUGGGCCUCGUAUUGUCUCAGCAGUACUCUGUCGCUUCGAAGUCGCGGCGUACAAAUGCCAUUGAUCUAACUCAUAGUGAUAUGGCGCUGGCCGAUUGGCUACAAAAUUGCCCGAAGGAAGUUUACUGGGAGAGGCCUAGGCAUCAUUUCUGGUCCGCCUUGCUGCAUGCAAAUUACUAUGUAUAUAGCUUAUUCUCCGCCCUUAUCAUGCAUGUAUACCAGAUGCGCUCAUCCGUCCCCAGCGUUGUCUCCCUAAGCCAAGAGCGAAUCAACAUCUGCAUGCAAGCCCUUAAAGAUGUCUCGAAAGUCUGGCUUGUUGCGAAGAUGGUACACACGCUCUUCGAGUCCAUCCUGGGUAACAAAGCCCUCGAAGAACGCCUCCAGAAAGCCGCCGGUAAGCGACACCAGCGCGUCCGACGCGACCACCCGGCCCCCACAAUACCACCCUCGUCAACCACAGCAGCACGACGCCCUAUAGAAGCCCCCAAACGCAAAUUCGACGACAUGGAAAUUAGCCUCCCCAACGGACCACCGGCUCCACAGGUUUCCUACGAGCGUUCCCGGCCGCAGACACCCGCCGUAACACCCUCUCGUGAAAUGCCCCCGACUCCCGCUGGCUCGGCAAUGGCCGCCCCGCCAUCCCAACAUCCUCCGCACACCUCUUCAACCGCCCAACACCAACAGUCGCAGCAGCAGCAGCAGCAGCAGCAGCAGCAACAACAACAACAACAACAACAACGGGGCAUAAACCAUGAUGCCUUCCUCGGCACCACCGGUAGCUCCGACGGCAGCACCCGUCCCGACUCACCGUCUCAGUUCAACCCCCCUUUCAACAUCCCAGCUACCCCCCCCGACCUUUUCCUCGUCACACGCAACUCCCCUAACAUCUCGCAAUCGCUCUGGGAAAACUUCCAGCCAACCCAACUCUUCCCCGACGGCACGAAUAUGUCAUUCGCGGGCUUUUCACCCCGCAGCGGCGCGGCUAUCGACCCACAGCUGCAGCAGACACCCAUGAUGGGUAGUAUGGGUACUCCCGCACUCAGCCCCGGCCAACAGCACUCACAACAACACCAGCAGCUACCCACACGAGGGCUACGCGAUAGCCCCACCAUGGGCAUGCAUCAUAUGCACGGCAUGGGCCAGCCGCUGCAGCAGCGGCAGCAGCAGCAGCAACAUCCUGGCGGGGGCGGGUGGCCUUCCAUGCAAGGGCUGGAUGGGCAUAUGGCGCCUACGACGAUGGAGUCGUCGAGUCAGGAUGACAAUUGGAGUACGUCGUCGCGAGGGCAGAUGCCAAUUCCGCCGACGUUGAAUGUGGAGGAUUGGUUCCAGUUCUUCGGGAUUAAUGCGGGUGUGGGUGACAACGCCUCCACUGGCGCCGCGGUGUCCAAACAUCUCAACCAACUACUGAAGGAUAGCAACCGUUACACCAAGUCACGCAUUAUCCUGAACCCCUUGGAACUCCUGGAAGGGUAUCCUGUUUUUGGUGCGGAUUGUCCUAUCACUCCACGUUCGGUGUUGAUUCCACCUACGCCAACGGACAGGCAAACUACCGCAAUUCCCGCUUGGCAACUGUCCAAUCCUGACAUUGAGAAUAGAUGGGAGACAGGGCUGCGUUGGUCCUCUGAAAGGGCAGCAGUGCCUAGCUAG
This is a messenger RNA of Histoplasma capsulatum G186AR, 2790 nucleotides long. RefSeq names its product fungal specific transcription factor domain-containing protein. The record is from RefSeq and is a predicted model, not a curated record. Bases 1 to 2790 code for a protein of 929 amino acids. NCBI's taxonomy places the organism in Eukaryota, Fungi, Ascomycota, Eurotiomycetes, Onygenales, Ajellomycetaceae. The transcript is spliced from 9 exons. Gene Ontology annotation, biological process: DNA-templated transcription. Gene Ontology annotation, molecular function: DNA binding; zinc ion binding.